This is a messenger RNA of Paramuricea clavata, 153 nucleotides long. The record is from the annotation of a GenBank genome assembly. NCBI's taxonomy places the organism in Eukaryota, Metazoa, Cnidaria, Anthozoa, Malacalcyonacea, Plexauridae.
AUGAGUCUACGAAUUAUUGGCCUCCCGCAUGGUUACCUGCCAACUCUCGAAGAGAGAAGAAUUGAAGCCACAUCGAGAGAACUCGAUACUAUCUUAGGUGAUCCAAGUCAUAUCUUUUAUCAACGAACUAUGGAACUUAAUUUCGUACGAUAA